Messenger RNA from Phyllotreta striolata, 519 nucleotides. The record is from the annotation of a GenBank genome assembly. Lineage: Eukaryota; Metazoa; Arthropoda; Insecta; Coleoptera; Chrysomelidae.
CCCGCUGUUGUAACAACCACUACUAAGAUGUUCAAGUGUUUGCUAGUACUUUGUGCUCUUGGUUUAGCUCUAGCUAAGCCGCAAAAUUCGGCCGAGGAAAUCAUCGCCAAAAUGGCGGAGGCGUACCAAAAUUGCAAACAAGGCACCGAAUUGACCGAAGAAACUUUCAAAAAAAUCCUGAAAGAAAACGGCGAGAUCGACGAGAAAUUCAAAAAUUUCAACGUCUGUUUGUACAACACUUUUAAUAUGUUCGACGCCGCGGGGAAAUUGGACAAGGCGCGAUUCGAGAGUGUGAUCAAUAUGGUGUAUCCAGAAAAAAUAGGUGCUAUUAUGCAGGAGUGUAUUCAAGAAGGUCCUGAUACCAAGGAAGUGGCUUUAAUGAUUUCACGGUGUAUUGGAAAACACGUUUUGUAAUUUCGUUAUUAUUAAUUUAUUAACACAUUUUUUAAUUGGUGGAUUAAAGUUUUAUGUGCCGUAAGAUCCGGCGUGAAUUACAAAUUUUAGUUAACCUUUUUAAUA